UAAACAACGAUCGCGUUCCUGCUUUUGGCCAGCGCGGGUGCAGCGAUCCCACGCGCGCACUCCACGCCGCUCGCGCGGAGCCGCUUCACGCUGAAAAAAGCGCCGCUUCUCCCCCCGAAGCUGCUCGUCAGCCCGGGCACCAGCAGUGCUACCCGCCCGCCCAGCACGGCGCGGGGGGCUGCUCGCGCCCAAGCGCCGGACUGGCACACGCUGCCCCGCUUUAUUCUACUGUGACAAUCCUGCCCUUCUUCGUGCUCGCGCUCCCCCCGCCACCGCUCGCGGCGGGCAGCCCGGCAGACCGCCCAAGGCCCGGCAGACCGCCCAAGGCCCGGCAGACCGCGCACCGGCACCCCAGCACUGCCAUGCCCAGCGCGACGACGCGUUCUCCGGUGGGACGAGCACUAGGGCGGUGCCUCACGGCGGCUCCGCCCACCCGGAGGCGUGUCCCAGCGGCGCUGUCACUUCCUGCCCAGCGCUGUCUGUGUCCGGGUCGCUCGCUGUUCCCUGAGCAGCCGCUACCGCCCGGUUCCCUGCUCCCGCCCCAGGCGUACACCCGCUUCUGGGACCGGUGCGGCGGGCGGGAGGGGCGGCAGCGCCUGGCGGCGGUGGGGAGGAGCGGGGCAGGACGGGACGGGGCUUCUCGCGUCUCCUCACCUCCGGUCUCGAGCGGUAGCGACCGGGGGGCGGUGAGCCCGGGGGGGCCUCGGCUGCGGGCCCCGCCCCGAGGCAGGACGAUGCCGGUGAAGAAGAAGAGGAAGUCCUCGGGGUCGGCGGCUGCAGCGGCGGACGACACCGGCCUCAAGAAAUGUAAACUCGGCAGCUAUUGCAGAUCGCAAGCCUCUGGUAAAGUGAUAAGUGGAGAGGAACAUUUUUCAAGCAAAAAGUGCCUGGCUUGGUUUUAUGAAUAUGCAGGUCCAGAUGAAGUGGUGGGACCCGAAGGAAUAGAAAAGUUCUGUGAAGACAUCGGUGUCGAGCCUGAGAAUAUUAUUAUGUUAGUUUUAGCCUGGAAGCUAGAGGCCGAAAGCAUGGGAUUUUUUACCAAGGAAGAAUGGUUAAAAGGAAUGACCUCACUACAGUGUGAUUGUACAGAAAAAUUACAGAGUAAAUUUGACUUCUUGCGGUCACAAUUGAAUGACAUUUCAUCCUUUAAGAAUAUCUACAGAUAUGCCUUUGAUUUUGCAAGGGAUAAAGACCAGCGAAGUCUUGAUAUUGAUACUGCAAAAUCCAUGUUAGCUCUUCUGCUUGGAAGAACUUGGCCACUGUUUUCAGUAUUUUAUCAAUACCUGGAGCAAUCAAAGUAUAGAGUUAUGAACAAGGACCAGUGGUACAAUGUGCUAGAGUUCAGCAGAACUGUCCAUGCAGAUCUUAGCAACUAUGAUGAAGAUGGCGCAUGGCCUGUACUUCUGGAUGAAUUUGUUGAAUGGCAAAAGGUUCGUCAAGCGUCAUAGCAAGAAUUCAAAGGAAAAUGCGAAACUGUUUUUGGUGCCCGCCUGUACACAAACUAAUGAGAAAAACAAAGGAUUGCAUUUUCAUUCUUAAGAAAGACUUCAGAGUAUUUUUUUUCCUUUUUUAAGGAAAUUUUCUUGUUACAUGUGAUAUGGGCAUUGAACCACACCUCUUCUGAGACUGAAAGUUGGAGUUCUUGUUUUGAGUCUUAUGUUUAUAGCAUUUAUUUCAGAACAAUAAAGAUUGAGAUUUGUGACAAAGGCCUAAAAGUGAAGAACGUCCCUUGAAUGUGAGUGUGGUGUCUAUUUUUAAAACCAAAUCUUAAAGAUUAUCUUUCUCAGAAGUGCCCUUUGCUAUGAGUUUUUGAAGACCUUAAAAAUGCUGAACUGGCACUGUUGCUUGCUGAUGGUAUGAUUGUCUUGUGUGACAGACAUUAGAAAGAAUGACUGAUUUUCCUAUAUAUAUAUAUAUAUUUUUUUUAUUUUUUUUUUUUUCCUUCCUGGAGCCCUGGGUGGGAGUGUGCUAAUUUGUGUGUUAAGUUUUGGUUAUGGGUUGUGCCACAGUUUUCAGCUACCUGUGGAGAAAAAGGCCUUAAACUCUAUUUUUUUUUUCCUUUUGUUCAGUAACCAUCCAGUGGCAUGGCAUUUAAUUGCAAGCCCGUUCAAAGCAGAAAGGCGUAGAGCAUAUGGCUCUAUAUGCAGAAUGGCUGAAAACUAGUUGCCUGCAUUUCAGAUGGGGAACAGAAAUACUCUUUGGUACUGUAAGGCAGCUUCAAAUUUUUACUACAGUUUAGACUUUGGAUUGCUUUAUAUAAAAAAGGUGCAAUUUAUAUUUUAAAAGGGAAAGCUGGAAAGACUUGGUUUCAGGGUUUGCUUCUUACAUGUUUUAAACUGGAAGCAUUCAUGACAUGACUCUUUUUUUUUUUCCUUUUUUUUUUUUUUUUUAUUAAUUUCCCUGGAUUUUUUUUGUAAUAUAAGUCCAGAAAAGACUAUUAAAUCACCUACCUUUGACCUCUAUAUAACAGGCUAUUAAUUUUUACCAUGUUACUCCAUGGAUAGAGUCCAGUAACUACUAUGAUUGCCCUUUUAGGCACUCAGUAUUCAUGGCAACCUUGAAAUACAGUAGAAGUUUGUCAUUCUACCUUUUGCCCACAAGGCCCAAUGCCACCCUUGAGGAGGAAAGAGAUGUUAACGAGUAAAUGUGAGAAACCAAAAUAGAGUGAGAGUAUGAAGCAUUUGUAACUUCUACUUUGUUGUAUAAAUGUUACGUAGACUGCGAUAAUGCUAUGAGACUCAGUCAGUGAUCAAGGCCUCGUUGUGCCAAAUAAUUCAACAGCUUGAAGUAAGAAUAGACAAUGUAAGCUAGGCAUGACUUGAAGAUCUUUGCCUCAGGGAAAUUACUUCUGUUUUGCACAUCACUUAUUCAGACUAACAUGUAUGAGUUUUCCUAUCCUUAAGGAAAGCUUUAUUCCCAAGAUUUUUAUUUUUUUUUUUCUUAUGAGGAGGGGGAAUUGGAGAGGGGAAAAAACGAAGAAAGGUGUGUGGAGGAAUAAUAAGUGGGACCAACUAGUAGUGGGUGCCUGUGCUCUUGUUCUACUGGAGAGAACCACGCUUGCGACUUACUCUCCAGACCUGCGUGCUGUGGGCUGCAGGAAGUGAUGCAGUGGUGAUCUACAGAUUAUUCUGCAAGUCAGCUAGCAGUGCAGUUUCACUUGUUUCUGCCCAAGUGUAAAAAAACAUUGCAGGGGGAAACAAAACCAAACAAUAGUUGAGAUACUUGGAAGGUCUCAGCUUGUACAGUGGCUAGUGUCUGUGUGCAUGUGAACACAUGCACUAGAGCUGUUCUAUAUUUUUCCACGUUUUUUAAGGGAAGUACUUAAUUUUAGACCUCAUGUUGGCUACAGCAGUUCUCUUCAGUAUGUUACAAGUUGCCCAUUUGCAUUGCUGCUGCUGCUGAUUUCACUCAUACAACGGAGUGCCUUUCAUUUGGAAAUUGCCCUACUCCACAGAAAGUCAGUGCCAGAAUGAGAUUAACUUUGAAAGUCCCAAGAUCUAGUGGUAGAGUAAGGCCCUGGGGUGCAUAGAUAAACAUGCACCAGUUAACCUAUGUCAAGGGACGCACUGCUGUAUAUUAAACCUCUGGAAGGGCACUGUUCUGAAAUGGCUUUCUAAAAUUCACCACAAUGACUCUCUUUACUUAGUAUGUUUAGUCCUCAUUAUAACUGGGAAAUUCUGUUUCCAGAACUUUUGAAAUACUGGUUAGAAGAUUAAUAUUUUAUAGUGUAAUUAAAAAAAAAAAUGAAAAAAACCAUCUUUUUUUAGGUAACUGCAAACUGUUGUGAAUUCAAUUUAAACCAGUUGGUCCUAGAGGAUGAUAUUAGAGUAUAACAGUAGGAGUGAUGCAUCUACCAAUCCAGGGUGGUCAAGUAUUUACCAUUAAGGUGUAAGACACUAUGUGACGUGUCAUUUGUAUCUCUGUCAAGGUUUUAUCAGUAUUCCUAUAAUAAAUCCACAUUUCAGGGAUUUAUAACUUGGUUGUGUGUGUGAUUGAAAAUCAUCAGUUACUGUAAAACUUUGGGAAUGAAUGUAUUUAAACUACUUAAAAUCAAUAUAGUUUUUCAAAUUUGAAUAAAAUAGGAUUUUAAGUUAUGGUUUGUGCUCAAAACUGCAAUCAGAUUUGUUGUUUAAAUGUGAACUAAUGGCUUGUACAGUUUCACUGUGACCUGAUCACGUUUAUUAGCUGUCUUUUCUUAAAUCACCUUGCAGUUUACUGUGGAUAAAUGCCAAAAGCUGUUUAUUUAUUUUAGUUUUUUAAUUUUGUGCAUGUCCUCAAGCCAAAACUGAGUUCAGCUAAAUGCUUUCGUUAGCCUUUGAACUUUAAUUUUGCUUUGCUUAGGUGCAUUUCAAUCUAUUGAAUUAAAAAGUGACACCUUAUUUUUCAGUAUUCUAAGAUGAAAGUUCACAGAUGAAAUAUGCUGCCACAGUUAUGACAAAUAAUAAAAUUGAAGGUGAAAUGUCUUCCAAAUCUAAACCCUAGUGGUGUCUAUCUUGAUGUUACAAACUUCACUUUGAUAUCACCUUCAUUUCUUGAUAUUAAUUCUUCCUAACAUAACUAAUAAUUAUGGGGUUUUUCUUUAGUUUUCUUAGACAACUAACAGUUUUGGGUUUUAAAUCUGAAAAUGCCCACCUGUUCAUGGAUAAAGCCAUACUGGUAGAUUGAAAUGUAAUAUUUCUCCUAUGUAAAAAUGUGAUCUUGAAUUAAACAGUCAUGUAUGUUUACCUAUGUCUUUAACUGUAUAUGUAGUUUCGAUCCGAAUUAUCUUUACUGUUUAAACGUCUAAUUCUUUACUAAUGGCUGUAAUGUCACGUCGAGGUCGCUGCGGGUGCCAGCUCGGUCCCGCUCCAGGCGGCCCGGCAGGGGUCGCUGCGGCAUGAGCUUCCCCGCGAAGGUGUUUUCCUCUCAGAGGCUUGGAGCUGAUCUGUUGAUGCCGAUGCACAAACCUUGUAAAAGGGACCAUAAGUUUAAUGUUUCUGAUGUUUUGUUACUUUUUUUUUAAGCUAGUGAACAGUUCUUUCAAUGCGAUGUGUACAAACUUGUACAGGUUUAGCUUUGUUAAGUAUGAUGAAUAAAAUGGUAUGUAAUAGGGCAGAAAAAUUA
This is a messenger RNA of Strigops habroptila (Kakapo), 5103 nucleotides long. RefSeq names its product defective in cullin neddylation 1 domain containing 5 (gene DCUN1D5). The coding region runs from base 363 to 1448 and encodes 361 amino acids. Gene Ontology annotation, molecular function: ubiquitin-like protein binding; ubiquitin conjugating enzyme binding; cullin family protein binding. The transcript is spliced from 8 exons. The record is from RefSeq and is a predicted model, not a curated record. Gene Ontology annotation, cellular component: ubiquitin ligase complex. Lineage: Eukaryota; Metazoa; Chordata; Aves; Psittaciformes; Psittacidae. Gene Ontology annotation, biological process: positive regulation of ubiquitin-protein transferase activity; protein neddylation.